AUGUCUACAAAGAAUUAUCAUAUAUUUCAACCAUUUGAGAAAGAUGGCAAAAAAUAUGCUGCGAUCCCAAAAAAAGUGAUGAAGAGUGAAAAGGUUCCAUCGAUUAAUGAUCUUACCGUUAUUGACAAAAAUGAUAUGAACAGUAUCACAAAAAAACUUGAGUCCUAUGGAAUCUGCAUUGUUAAAAAGUAUUUGAACGCCGCUCAGUGUGGCAAAAUCAAAACAGAGCUUCAACCACACUAUUAUCGGAAAAGUGAAUGGAACGGCUCUCCUUUCCCAAAAGAAACAACAGUUGUCACCAGAGCUGUCUUGAAGUCACCCACAUGCUUGGAAAAGAUCGCUUGCGAUGAUAUGUUUUAUAAGGUGUCGCAUCAUUUUUUAUCCGAAUCUAAUAUAUUUUGGAUUGGCGACGGUAACUUGAGAAGCUCCUCAUCAGAUGUUCAAUUGUAUUCCGGUAUCAUUUAUCGUGUUGGUCCUGGUGCUCACGAGCAAAUGUAUCACAGGGAGGACAUGUCCCUACAUAAUGUGCAUCCAAGCCGGAAAGAGUAUCAUUAUGGUGAUGAUACCCAACUUGGCCUUGCUAUUGCCCUCACUCCAAUGAAUAAAAAUAAUGGUGCAACUAGAGCAAUUAUUGGUUCCCACUUAUGGGGCCCGCUGGAUGGUCCUGGUCAAUAUGACAAAAAUAUGGAAAUUUAUCUUGAAUUGGAUGAGGGAGAUGCCGCCUUCAUGCUUGGCACUACCUACCACGCAGCUAGCGCCAACGAAAGUGACGCGGACCGAAUUGGUGCUUUCUUCUUCAUGAACAAGAGCUAUCAAAAACAAGAAGAAAAUUAUCAUGUUGACACCCCCACAUCCUUCUUUGAGAAUCUUUCAUUUCAAGCUCUUAAAGUUCUAGGUUUGCAUACCAGUUUACCAUUUUGCGGACAUAUUGAUUAUACUAGUCCUGCCUUUAAGUUAAAUCCUAAACUCAAAGAGGCGUCGACAUUAAGUAAAGGAAAUUAUACAGAGAUUAUAUAUCCCUCUUUUGAAUAG
Molecule: messenger RNA, 1032 nt
Organism: Zygotorulaspora mrakii
Lineage: Eukaryota; Fungi; Ascomycota; Saccharomycetes; Saccharomycetales; Saccharomycetaceae
Exons: 1
Coding region: 1-1032 (343 amino acids)
Source: RefSeq, a predicted model, not a curated record